AUGAGAAAAAAAUACAAAGAAAUUAUUAAUAGUCUACAAAAAGAAAUAAUUUGUAAAAAUUAUUGUAUUAAAAAUUUAACAGAUCGUAUUGCUUAUUAUAAUGCAUAUUUUGGUAAAGCAUAUUUUGGUAAAGCAUUUGAAAUUUGCCAAAAUUUAUAUGAUCAAGAAAAAUUAUAUUCUCAAAUUAAUGAG
Molecule: messenger RNA, 192 nt
Organism: Racocetra fulgida
Lineage: Eukaryota; Fungi; Glomeromycota; Glomeromycetes; Diversisporales; Gigasporaceae
Source: the annotation of a GenBank genome assembly